Coffea eugenioides is the source of this 2774-nucleotide messenger RNA. RefSeq names its product 3-hydroxy-3-methylglutaryl-coenzyme A reductase 1-like. The record is from RefSeq and is a predicted model, not a curated record. NCBI's taxonomy places the organism in Eukaryota, Viridiplantae, Streptophyta, Magnoliopsida, Gentianales, Rubiaceae. Gene Ontology annotation, molecular function: protein binding; hydroxymethylglutaryl-CoA reductase (NADPH) activity. Gene Ontology annotation, cellular component: endoplasmic reticulum membrane; peroxisomal membrane. The coding region runs from base 144 to 1958 and encodes 604 amino acids. The transcript has 4 exons. Gene Ontology annotation, biological process: coenzyme A metabolic process; sterol biosynthetic process; isoprenoid biosynthetic process.
AACGCCCCCCUUUCCCAUCCCAGCCCCAGUCCCGACUCCUGAGUCCACCCAACCCACUAACGCUGCUAAUAAUAGUAAUCAAUUUUACGACUUUCCCUCUUUCUGCCCGCCGGCUUUUCUCUAGUUAGAAGAAGAAACUAGAAAUGGACGUUCGCCGGCGACCAGCCAACCCGAUUCUCAGGGAGAAAGCCGACGCCGGCGAACAACUCAUCAAACCCCACAAAUCCCAUCAACACCAGCAGCAGCAACCACCCAUGAAGGCUUCUGAUGCGCUGCCCUUACCUCUGCACCUAACUAACGGAUUGUUUUUCACCAUAUUUUUCUCUGUCAUGUAUUUCCUCCUCAGCAGGUGGCGUGAGAAAAUCCGUAACUCAAUUCCUCUCCACGUCGUCACGCUUUCUGAGCUCGUGGCUGUUCUCUCCUUAAUCGCCUCCGUCAUUUAUCUAUUGGGAUUUUUUGGGAUUGGCUUUGUUCAAACUCUCAUUUCCAGGCCCAAUCCUGAUGGUUGGGACGUUGAAGAUGAAAAUACCGAACAAUUUCUCCUUCAGGAAGAUAGCCGUAGCGGAACUUGCACCACCCUCGGUUGCGCCGUCCCGCCUCCUCCCGUUCCCUCGGCUAAAGGGCUUCCGAAGAUAUCGCAGCCGGCUGCCAAAGCGGCCAUGGCAGUGGAGAAGCCUGCUCCCCUCAUUACGCCCCAGGACUCGGAGGAGGACGAGGAGAUUAUUAAAUCUGUCGUCUCCGGAAAAAUUCCGUCCUAUUCUCUCGAGUCGAAGCUCGGGGAUUGUAAGAAGGCGGCUGGUAUUAGGAGAGAAGCGCUGCAGAGGAUUACUGGCAAGUCAUUGGAGGGGUUGCCGUUGGAGGGUUUUGAUUACGAGUCGAUUUUGGGACAGUGCUGCGAGAUGCCUGUGGGAUACGUACAACUACCGGUGGGGAUUGCCGGGCCUCUGUUGCUUGACGGUAGAGAGUAUAUGGUGCCAAUGGCGACCACUGAGGGGUGUCUUGUGGCUAGCACCAACAGGGGUUGCAAAGCUAUUAUGGCCUCCGGUGGCGCAACUAGCAUGUUGUUGAGAGAUGGGAUGACCAGAGCUCCUGUGGUGAGGUUCGCCACCGCCAAAAGGGCAGCAGAGUUGAAGUUUUUCGUGGAGGAACCUAUGAAUUUUGAGACUCUCUCCGUUGUUUUCAAUAAAUCAAGCAGAUUCGCCAGAUUACAGAGCAUCCAAUGUGCCAUAGCAGGGAAGAAUCUAUACAUGAGAUUUAGCUGUAGCACAGGUGAUGCAAUGGGCAUGAACAUGGUGUCAAAAGGGGUACAAAACGUCCUUGAUUAUCUUCAGACCGACUUUCCUGACAUGGAUGUCAUUGGAUUAUCUGGAAAUUUUUGUGCCGACAAGAAACCAGCAGCAGUGAAUUGGAUUGAAGGGAGAGGGAAAUCAGUGGUUUGUGAGGCAAUCAUCAAGGAAGAGAUAGUGAAGAAGGUAUUGAAGACUGAAGUUGCAGCCUUGGUUGAGCUUAACAUGCUUAAGAACCUUACGGGCUCUGCUAUGGCCGGUUCCCUUGGAGGGUUCAACGCUCAUGCUAGCAAUAUUGUCUCUGCCGUCUACAUAGCCACCGGCCAAGACCCUGCACAGAAUGUCGAGAGCUCACACUGCAUCACCAUGAUGGAGGCCGUAAAUGAUGGCAAGGAUCUUCAUGUUUCUGUCAGCAUGCCUUCUAUUGAGGUGGGCACGGUUGGAGGCGGUACCCAACUCGCAUCUCAGUCAGCUUGCUUGAACUUGCUCGGAGUCAAAGGUGCAAAUAAAGAAGAAGCAGGUGCUAAUGCAAGGCUUUUGGCCACCGUUGUGGCUGGUUCAGUUCUUGCUGGAGAGUUGUCUUUGAUGUCUGCUAUAUCAGCAGGGCAGCUUGUGAGUAGCCACAUGAAAUACAAUAGAUCGAGCAAGGAUGUCACCAAGGUAGCAUCCUAGAGACGAAGGGAGCAAACCUCGCAAAAGCAGCUCCCUCCCCAAAAGUACAAUAAUAAUGUAGUAUAAUAGAUGUAAUAGCAAAAGCCCGCCACCAAAAAGUAGCUUUUUGGAUCUUGAUAGAAAAAUUGACAAAAAAAAAAAAAGAAGUACAAAAAUAAUGAGGGAAAAUUGGAAUAAAUUUUGGGGUUCUGAAAUCUGAAGUAGUAGUUGAAUAGAAAAUGGUGGGUUAAUAAUAAUUUUUAAAAAAAAGGCAAUAGAAAAGGGAAAAAAAAGAGAGGGAAAGGAGUUGGAAGGGGGCAAGGAAAAAAAUCAUAUGAUGAGAUGAGGGGGAUGGAGAGGAAAAAUGUGUGAAGAUAUAAAAAUGCCCAAACAGAACAUAGCAGUGUGUCUGCUGCAUUCAUUGUACAAAGGGUCAUGUGAUGCUGCCAACUUUUUUCUGGAUGAAAUGAAAUGAGUCGGGCUGUCACUUUGGGGAAUCAAUCAGUCUCCUCUUGAUUUUUGUGCAUCAGAAAUCCCACUGGUGAUGGGGACGUCGGAGAAGAGGCUCAGGCAGCAGUGUAGUGCAGUGCUUGGUUGUCGUUCAUGUGCAAUUUAAGGGAGGAGGAUUUCCUUUUUGUUUAUUCUGUAUCUUUGUUAACAGUCAUUAAUUUAGUUUGUAAUUAAGUUAAGACCGAUGGAUGGAAUCUCAAAAAAGUUAAAUUGGGACUGAGAUCUCUCAAGGGAGAUGUUUUUGCUUUUGCUUUUGCUUUUGCUUUUGCUUUUGCUGCUGUAUGUGUAUCAAAGCCAUGCUCUGAAUCAGAUAUUCAUUCUCGUGCA